UUAUGUUAUGGAUGUAAGGAUAGACAAGUAUCUCUCAAAUAUAAUACGUCAGUUGAGAAAGUAUGGACUUCGAAAGUCCUGAUGUUGAGAAAGAAUUUCCUGGUUUAUACGCGUCCGAAUCGGCGAGGAAAAGCAACGAGAGCGAUUUUAGUGACGAUGGCAGUCACGACAAACAUUCCAAAAAGGAGCUUCUGGGUGGAAAGCGCAAAGAUAAGAAGGAUAGAAAGGACAGAGGCUAUGCGACUCUAGAGGGUGAAAGUUCGCCAGAUGAAGAUCAAGAAACCAAAAGUCCUUCAAAAUCAAAAAAGACCAAAGCCUUUAAAUUUCCAUCUAAGAAAGAAAAGCGAGAGAAAUCACGGGAGAAAGAAGCGAAGGAGAAAGAUGUGGAGAAAGAAAAGGAUAAAAAAAAGAGGGAUAAAGACGAGAAGGAUAUAGAGAAGGAAAAAAGAAAAGAUAAAGAAAAAGACAAGUCCAAGCAAAAAUUAAAAGAUCGUAAAAAGGGAAAGCACAGUGGAAACGAAGGUUUGGAUAUUGGCGAGGAGCAGCCAAUUUUCGGUGUGAGUCUUUAUUUAGCGGUUGAAAGAAGCUGUUGCCACGAUGGAGUGAAAUUACCUCUGGUAGCGCGGGACUGCAUCGAUUAUGUGGAGGAACACGGAAUGAACGUGGACGGUCUGUACAAGGUUCCCGGGGUGAAGUCGAAGGUUCAGCACUUGAAGAAGCUGUACAAUCACCGGGAGUCGGUGAACAUAUCUGAGUUCGAACCCACGGUAGCUACGAGCUUAUUGAUACUCUUUCUUAGAGAACUGCCAGAACCCGUGCUGGAGAGCAGCGAAAUGAUAUCGCGCUUUGAACAGGCCGCGUCCACCAAAGAUGUCGCUCAAAGGGAAGCUCAGUUGGCACAGCUAACGCAACAAUUGCCGGAAUGCAACAGAAUUCUACUCGCGUGGGUCACGCUGCAUUUGGAUCAUGUCACAGCGCGAGAGAAAACAACAAAAAUGAACGCGCAAACAAUCUCGAUGACAUUAAGCCCCGUACUACAGAUGAGUCAUAGACUUUUACUGGCUUUGUUGUUCCAUUGCAAGGCCUUGUUCCCAGAUGUACAAUUGACAAAGUACGUGCCACCGUUGUCAUCCGGUAGCACGAACUUACCGGAUUCUGUAGAGGGAAUAGCUGCGGAAUUAUCGAAGCAAGAAUCGUUACUCUCUCAGAUUCACAUGCAGAUGAACGCUGGUUUUGUAACAAAAUCUCGCGAGGAACAACUGUGGGAAGUACAACGAAUGAUAACGCAAUUAAAAAGAAAAUAUAAGACCGUUCAAAAAUUGGAAGGUGCCACGCAAAAGAGUAUGGAUGAGGAAAUUAAAUCAGCUGAUAAUGUUCCGAUAGAAUCUAUUUCGCAGAAGUCAAAAACUGUUGACGAAGAUUCUUCUGGGCCAGUAAAAUCCGAUGUUCAAUCGUCGACUAGUUCAACAUUAACGAGAAAAGACAGUAAAUUACAGGGCGUGGAAGAGGCGAAAGAGAAAUGUUCAUGCUCGCUGGGAACCAGUACGAACUCUACACAAAAUGAACAAAAUUUAAAUAUUCAAGAAAAAGACACGGUUGAUUCUGCAGAGACUGCUGUGGUCACACCACAAUCGAAAGAACCUGAAAAUGUAACACCGAACGAUAAGACAAGCGAUCCCGAAGAAGAAAAUAUCGUGGACAAGUUGCGAGAAAGGUUGAUUCACGAAGAAUUGUUGAAUAUGCAAGCGUUAUUGAAGUCUCGUAUCACUCAGGAGAGGAACGAGAUCAAACGACUGAUGGAAAUGCUAACGGAACGCGGCACAGAGAAGAAAAAGCCCGCGGAAAGGAUAAUCCACUCUCCCAACGAGGCCGAAAUGACGGCUAUGAUACAGCUAGUCAAAGAAAAUCAAUUGCUCGAAAAAAAGAUGACAACGUUAAUACGCAGUAUUAUCGAGGAGAAGGACGCUUGCGUGGAACUGCGCGUGCAGUUGGCGGUACAUCAAUUAAUGGCCAAAACUUGACCACAAACCUAUUAGUGACACACAUCAGGUAUUACAAGAAAACGUCUCUGCACGCUUUAUAAAGAUACGAUCUAAUAUUAUGUUUUUGCACAUAAUGACCAUAUAUAGUUUAUGACAUUGUUGCUAUUUACCAUAUGUACCAUUACUCGUUCUAUCCUUCCGUGAGAUAAUAAAAAAAAAUCUAUAUAUGAAAAAAAAAAACAAAAAAAAAAAAAACAAAUGUAGCUGGAGGAUUUUAUAAAUUUGUGAAUUCCACAUAUUUCGAGUUUCUUCUUGAAUACCCAACGCAUGACAAAAACUCUUGUCAUGUGUGUAUUACCAUGUAUAUUAAAAUGUGUACAUAUAUAAGUUUUAGUCUUUUUAUUAAUAUAUGUAAGAGGAACAAAAUUAUUAUAUUCAAAGUAUAUAAUCGUCGAAAAUAUUUAUACUCUUUCUUUUCAUGAAUAAAUAUUUGGGUUCUUCUUGCGGUCGCUACGGUAAUUUUUAUGUUUCACUCUCUCGUGCGCUUUGUUAUAUUAAUAUAAAUCAUAUUAUAUAAAAAAAUUGUGUCUAAAUAUUACAUGAAGAAAUUAAUAAAAAGGUAAAAUUUAAGAAUCAAAGGAAUAACUUCUGUACAUUAUGUUUAACGUGUAUUUACAAUAUUAUAUCUGGUCAGGAUACAGCGCUGAAUAUCGACCCGUAUAGGUUUGCGUAUAAUCUCGAUGAUGCUGCUUUUUUUUGUGUGUACUUUUACAUGUAUAGGAAACUUUUGCACGUCCGAUAUAAUAUAUAGAUUUUAUCUUAGAUUUUACGUGUUUUUUUUUUUGUAUAAAAAAUUCAACGUCCAUCGCAAAAGAAUGUUACGCAGAAACUGAGAUUGUGCUGAGGGUUAGUUUGUUUUCUUUUUAUACGGAUUCUCUCUUUCGUUCUCUCUGAACAAGAGAUCGAAAGGAUCUCGCGUAGCCUCCAUGUGCGAUUUAGUGUCGCCUUCGCGAGAAGAAUAAGCUCCUUGGGUUCUAAUGUAAGUUGCCGCAACGCAACGCAAACGCUGAAUAUUCUUUUGGUACUGCUCAAUUUAUAAGUUUAUGUUAAUUUUGAAAAAAGUAGCUCGAAACAAAUUUUUUUAUUUGGGCGUCGAUUGCACCAUUUCAGACAUGAAUUUUCAUUAUCAACUCGAGAGGAUCGUGGAAUCCGAUUGUCGCAACGCGAUAUAUUGCACCGCGUUGUGGAAAAUCAUGACUUCACAGGUACAUUAUUAUUUUUAUAUAUAUAUAUAUAUAUGUAUGUAUGUAUAUAAAUAUAAUGCCAUACUGUUCUCCUCUUCUGUUUGCGCCGAACAAGAUCGAGCGACAGACAAUACAAUAACGUAGUCUUAGAGCGUCGCUAUCACAGUGUAAUAUAACAACUCGCUAAAAGAAGUAAUGGUAUUAUCAUCUACCUACACAUAAGCGGUGAAAGGGUAAUUCGACUACACCAAUUCCGAAACUGCGAGCGUCAGUUUUGCCUAAAAAUCCACAAAAUUAUAGAAAAUAUAUAUGUAACUUCAUUACAUAAUCCAUUACGAUAGAUUGAAUUGUUUUGUCUCUCGUAUUUGUUUGAUUUUUUUGUUUAGCAAUUAUAGAGCAUUAAAAUAAAUCUCACGUUAUAUAUAGAAUACGGAUCUCGGGAACGUCACAGUUAAACAUAUCACUAUUGUACCUUUGUGUUUAAAAAGUUUUAAAAGCAUCGGUGGAUUAUAGCGGGAGUAAUUGCAAACGGACACGUAAAUCUUUUACAAAACCUAUAUAAAAUUAAUUUACAAAAUGUUAUAUAAAAAUGGAUUAUAUAUGCACAUUAAAAAUAUAAAGGAAUGUUUUUUUUUCUUUUUCUUCUUCUCGGGCAAAAUAAAUUUUGCAACGGUAUUUAUAACAAAAGAGGAUGAUUAAAGAUGCUUUUCAUUGCGCGCAAUAUUUUUUGUAUUAUGUAUUAUAACUUGAAAACAGUUUGAUUUCUCGAAUCAUCCGAAUCACCUAUUUUGUUAUAAAAAUUAUAUUAAAUAUUUUGAUAUUUAUCUAUAUAUUUUUAUCUCAAUGAAAAUUUAAACACUCGACGAUUGUUAUUUAAUAAGUAUUUGUAAAUGGAGAAAUUUUAUUUUGUGAUGUAAACAUUGUUGAAAUAAUCGCUGGGGAAUGCGAAAAAUUUGCUCUCAAUUUUUAUAAAGCUACUAUAUAUCGUAAAACUAAUGAAUUUUAUUCAUAAUAUCUCGUUCACUCUAUCACUUCGCUUCUCGAUUAAAAGUAAUGUCAAUAAUAUAUAACAUAAUCUAAUAUAAUAAAAAUUGUAUAUUUUUUAAGGAUGAGUCUUUGUAUAUGAUAAAUUUUAAUGAUAUAUAUCCUCAUGUACAUCAUUCACAUUAUUAUUCAUAACUCACUGAUAUAGUUUUAUAGCAGCUCUUUACACAAAUAAAUUUUUAAGUAAUGAGUCAAUGAGUGUAUGUCGCGCAAUUUGUGACUCUCUUUGCUCUUUAUUUCUCUCUUUCUCUCUUCGCCUGCUGUGUCAAUAUAAAAAAAUCUCUGUAACGUUACAGGUGGCCUUUUUCUAAGUUAUACGUUUUGUACAGUAUAGUUUUAGUUUUCGAGAAAUAAUUUUUGCAAACAUGUGUCCGCAUCUCAUGGGAAACAAAAAACCAACUAGGAAAAAAUGUUUAUGUAAGAAAGAGAAAACGUUAUUGGCUUCCUAUUCUGACGAGUGUACAUUAUAAAUCGAACGCUUUUAUAAAAUGACAACAUGUAAAACAAAAACUUGAUCAUUUUGUGAGAGAACAAGUUUACACUUUCCUUAAAAGUUAUACAUAUAUAUAUA
This is a messenger RNA of Pseudomyrmex gracilis, 4841 nucleotides long. It is a transcript of the gene Rlip, whose product is annotated as ralA-binding protein 1. NCBI's taxonomy places the organism in Eukaryota, Metazoa, Arthropoda, Insecta, Hymenoptera, Formicidae. Bases 63 to 2021 code for a protein of 652 amino acids. Gene Ontology annotation, molecular function: GTPase activator activity; small GTPase binding. The record is from RefSeq and is a predicted model, not a curated record. The transcript has 9 exons. Gene Ontology annotation, biological process: small GTPase-mediated signal transduction.